Paramecium pentaurelia is the source of this 2363-nucleotide messenger RNA. NCBI's taxonomy places the organism in Eukaryota, Ciliophora, Oligohymenophorea, Peniculida, Parameciidae. The record is from the annotation of a GenBank genome assembly.
AUGUAAUUUCUUAAUCCCAAAAAGUAAAAAUUUUAGUAAAUACAGAAAUAAGAGUUCAAUUUUCAGCUACUUGAUGAAAAUAGAGUGUUUAUGACAGGAACAUUUACUGCUUUCACUGAUAAUGUGAAAUAGUACAUAAAAGUAAUCCACUUCAUUAUCAGCAUAGUAAAACGAUGGAAGUUUUUAAAAUUUAGAUGGAGAGAAAGGUUGGAUAAUUCCAAUAGGUAAUUAUUAGAAUUUGAUAACUAAUGUAAAAACAAUGAAUAAUAUUAGCUAAAAUCAGAAUAGUCAGAAGUCGUAAUAAAAUAAUUGCCGCAAUUAUUGUAAAAACUAUAAAAUCUGAAUAUGAAAGAAAUAAAGUAUUUUGAGAAUGGUUAAUUGGUUACCUUAAAGUAUGAUAAUUAGAUACGUUAUGAAUAACUUGAUAAAACUCUAGAUGAAACAUUAUAUUAAUAUCAAAGAGAUUGCGUUAAAUAAGGAUUAAAAUUUAAUGGUAGAAUUUUGAUAGCAGAUGAUAUGGGUGUUGGUAAGACAGUGUAAUCUUUGGCUCUUGCAAGUAUGUAUAAAUAAAAUUGGCCUCUAUUAAUCAUGUGUCCAUCACCAUUGAGAUUAAAUUGGUAGGAUGAAAUCAUACAUUGGUUAAAACUCCAUAAAACAGACAUCCAAUUAAUUAAUUGUGGUCGAGAAGGUAUAAGAAUGAAUGCAAAAAUAGUAGUUGUUUCAUAUGAUAUUUGUGCUAAAAUAAAAGAUGUAAAUAUUCAAAUAACACUUAGAAUUUAAUGAGUAGAAAGUUUUAAAUUUGUAUAGCUGAUGAAUGCCAUUAUUUAAAGAGUCCUUCAGCAAUAAGAAGUCAAGUAUGUGUACCAAUUUUGAGAUAAUGUAUGUAGACAAUUCUAUUAACUGGUACACCUGCAUUAUCUAAACCAAAAGACUUAUUUAAUCUAUUGAAUAUAAUUAGACCUGAUAUUUUUGGUAAUUUCAAGGAAUUUGGAUAUAGAUAUUGCGAUCCAAAAUUGAGUAGGUUCACAAAAGGAAUAGAUUUUGAUGGAGCAUCAAAUUUAAAAGAAUUGCACUUUUUAUUAAGAAAUUAUAUCAUGAUUAGAAGAUUAAAGAAAGAUGUUUUGAGUUAAUUACCUGAAAAAAGAAGGGUUAAAGUUAGAAUUCCAGGAGAAACAAGUUAAGUUAAAUAAAUUGGUGCUCUAUUAAAUUAAUUGGGGAAUAUUGAUAUUCAAUAACUUAUUAAUAAAGAUGCAAUCUUUUAGGAAUCAAAAGAUUAAAGUGAAUAAUUGCUCACAAUUAAUUCAAUUUUAUAGAAAUGCUAUAUGCUAACAGGUUAAGCAAAAAUAAAGGCUAUAAAGGAUUAUAUAAGUACAUUGUUUGAGAAUGAAAUUAAAUUUUUAUUCUUUGCACAUCAUUAAGAUGUAUUGGAUGCUGUUUAAGAGUAUUGUAUUCAAAAUGAAAUCUAAUAUAUGAGAAUUGAUGGUAAUGUAGGAGUUGAAUAGAGACAUUUGAAUGUACAAAUGUUUUAAAAUAAUGAUGAAAUUAGAAUAGCUAUUUUGAGUGUUACAUCUGCAAAUUAUGGAAUUACUUUGACAGCAGCCUCAACAAUAGUAUUUGGUGAAAUGCAUUGGACUCCUGCUAUCAUGAUGUAAGCAGAAGAUAGAGCACAUAGAAUUGGUUAAGUUUAAUGUGUUGAUUGUCAUUAUCUGAUAGGUGAUGGAACACUUGAUGAUCAUAUUUUCAAUAAAAUUGAAAAUAAAAUGAACACUGUCUCAAAUUUUAUUGAUGGAUAAAAUUAAAAUUUAGGAGCAUUAGAAUUUUCAGCUGACGAAGUUUUGGUCAAAGGAACAUCAAAACCCACCUUGAUUUCAGAUAAAGGUUAAUCAGUUUUACAAGAGGGAUAUGUACAACCCUCAAUCUAGUCUUUAACAGAAGAUGAUAUAGAAGAAAUCUAUUAACUAUUAGAAUCUAGAUCAAAAGAAAAAUAAGAAUAGUAAGAGGCUGAAUCUUAAUUAAAAUUAAAUUAAAAAAAAAAAUAGGUUGAACUUUCCAGCUAAGUCAAAAAUUAAUGUUCUACAUUAAAAUAAUAAUUAUUGGAUAAAUUUUUGACUAGCAAUAAAAUUAAAAAAGAAGUCAUUGAAGAUAACAAAGAAUUUAAUAAAAUUCAAAAGGUUAUAGAAGAAAACAAAUAAUUGACUUAUGGAAAACUACCUCAGAAAUUGAGUUAUGAGUACUUAUAAAGUAGAUUAAAUGGAGAUAGCAAAUCAACUGAAUCAGGAUAAAAGAAACUUCUACUUAAACUCACGAAGUAAUAGCCAAGUCUUAACAGCCAAGAAGAUGUUAUUGAUUAAUAAGUUAACUGA